Messenger RNA from Magnolia sinica, 1455 nucleotides. RefSeq names its product disease resistance protein RPM1-like. NCBI's taxonomy places the organism in Eukaryota, Viridiplantae, Streptophyta, Magnoliopsida, Magnoliales, Magnoliaceae. Bases 1 to 1455 code for a protein of 484 amino acids. The record is from RefSeq and is a predicted model, not a curated record. The transcript is spliced from 2 exons.
AUGGGGAGUAUGAGAUCACCACAGAAGUUGGCAUACAUAGAGGCGGAGAACAGCGUGGUUAGAGUGUUGGGGAAUCUCAUCGAACUGAGGAAGUUGGGCGUUAUCAAAUUAAGAACAGAUGAUGGGAAUGAUUUGUGCAGUUCCGUCGAGAAAAUGAACCACCUUCAAGCCUUUUCCGCGAGAUCGAUGGAUGCAGAGGAGCUUCUUGACUUGCAGUCUCUAUCAUAUCCUCCACCUACUCUUCAAAGGUUGUGCUUGAGAGGGCGUUUGCUCAAGUUACCUCAAUGGAUUGCCUCACUUGAUAAUCUAGUCUCUGUUUGUUUGAGGUGGUCUAGAUUGAGAGAUGACCCUCUCAAAGGCCUUCAAUCACUGCCGAAUUUGGUGGAACUCUUUCUCGAGCGAGCCUACGACGGAGAAGAGUUAUGUUGCGAGGCAGGAGGAUAUCCAAGAUUCAAGGAUUUAAGCCUUCUUGAUUUGAAGGAAUUGAAGAAGGUGAGAAUAGAGAAUGGAGCAAUGUAUUGCCUUGAAAAGCUAAGGAUUAGACGUUGUGAAGAGUUAGGAGAGGUUGCUUUGGGGCUUGAAAAUCUCACUAACCUCAAAAUGCUCUAUUUGGUGGAUUUUCCAUUUGCUUUUCUGAGGGGGCUAACAAAGGAUGGAAAGGGGGUCUACUUGCCAUUUAAUGUUGUGGAUGGAAUUAAGGUUCCUACUGGAAUGGGGAGUAUGAGAUCACCACAGAAGUUGGCAUACAUAGAGGCGGAGAACAGCGUGGUUAGAGUGUUGGGGAAUCUCAUCGAACUGAGGAAGUUGGGCGUUAUCAAAUUAAGAACAGAUGAUGGGAAUGAUUUGUGCAGUUCCGUCGAGAAAAUGAACCACCUUCAAGCCUUUUCGGCGAGAUCGAUGGAUGCAGAGGAGCUUCUUGACUUGCAGUCUCUAUCAUAUCCUCCACCUACUCUUCAAAGGUUGUGCUUGAGAGGGCGUUUGCUCAAGUUACCUCAAUGGAUUGCCUCACUUGAUAAUCUAGUCUCUGUUUGUUUGAGGUGGUCUAGAUUGAGAGAUGACCCUCUCAAAGGCCUUCAAUCACUGCCGAAUUUGGUGGAACUCUUUCUCGAGCGAGCCUACGACGGAGAAGAGUUAUGUUGCGAGGCAGGAGGAUAUCCAAGAUUCAAGGAUUUAAGCCUUCUUGAUUUGAAGGAAUUGAAGAAGGUGAGAAUAGAGAAUGGAGCAAUGUAUUGCCUUGAAAAGCUAAGGAUUAGACGUUGUGAAGAGUUAGGAGAGGUUGCUUUGGGGCUUGAAAAUCUCACUAACCUCAAAAUGCUCUAUUUGGUGGAUUUUCCAUUUGCUUUUCUGAGGGGGCUAACAAAGGAUGGGUUUAAUGAAUUAGUCAAUUCCAUUCAGCACAUUCCACUCAUAAGAUACAUAGAUACUAAAAAAAGGAGUUACACGGACUUUUCAUGA